Spizellomyces punctatus DAOM BR117 is the source of this 1195-nucleotide messenger RNA. Its product is annotated as dTDP-4-dehydrorhamnose reductase. The coding region runs from base 14 to 976 and encodes 320 amino acids. Gene Ontology annotation, molecular function: methionine adenosyltransferase regulator activity. The transcript has 9 exons. Lineage: Eukaryota; Fungi; Chytridiomycota; Chytridiomycetes; Spizellomycetales; Spizellomycetaceae. Gene Ontology annotation, biological process: S-adenosylmethionine biosynthetic process. Gene Ontology annotation, cellular component: methionine adenosyltransferase complex. The record is from RefSeq and is a predicted model, not a curated record.
CGGCAAAGUCCCAAUGUUCGAGCUUACUGGCUCUUGCCGAAUUGCAAACAACACUAUGCCGCUCAUCGUAUCGAACCCUCCUCGUGUGGUCGUCACUGGCGCUUCGGGACUACUGGGUCGCGCCGUCGUAAAAGCGUUCAAGGAAGGAGGAUAUGAUGUCGUUGGAACGGCCUAUUCAAGGGCGACAGAAGACUUGAGAAAGUUGGACCUUACCGACUUUGCAGCGGUGAAGGCGUUCGUAGCAGAGCAAAAGCCCCAAAUUAUCAUUCAUUGCGCGGCAGAGCGUCGACCAGAUGUAGCACAAAAUAAUCGUGAGGGAGUUCAACAGCUCAAUGUUGCUGCAACAGAGAAUCUUGCCCAAGCUGCAAAGGACAAUAACGCAUGGCUAGUCUACAUAUCUACCGAUUACGUGUUUGACGGGACAAACCCUCCUUACGAACCUCAAGAUCAGGUGAACCCCUUGAACUUUUAUGGACAAACUAAGUACGCCGGAGAAGAAGCUGUGCAAAGAGUGAAUCCAAGUGCAGCGAUUCUACGCGUACCGAUUCUAUACGGAGAAGUGGAAUAUAAUGGCGAAUCGGCGGUGAACGUUCUCCUCGAUGUGAUUAAGAAGUCGGAUGCGCCAGUUUCGAUGGAUGACUAUCAAGUCCGGUAUCCAACAAAUGUCGCUGAUGUGGCCAAAAUCCUCAAACAAAUGGCAGACAAGGUCGCAUUGAACAAGCAGCAGCUGUCUGGAAUCUACCAUUUCAGCUCCAAGGAAAAGAUGAGUAAAUACAGUAUAUGCGAAACGAUAGCAAAACUUUCAAAUCUUCCUUAUUCGCAUUUGACACCACUGCGGGACGCUCCAAAGGAACCUGUUGCAUCACGCCCACACGAUGCACAUCUUGCGACUACACGGCUGGAGCAAAUCGGAAUCAAUGUUUCGUGCGUACCAUUUGAGCAGUGGUGGAAAGAGUAUUUGGCCAAAAAGGCGUAGAAUAGUGUUUAUCAUACCGCCGCCGAUAUUCUUGGUCAAACUGUAAUACAUGAAUCAUGAAUGUGAUGUCGGUUUCUUGGUUGGUUAGAUGCCUUCUCUUAUGCGCCGGGCAACGGUAGAUUAGGUUGACAUCACAGGAAUGGUCAAGAGGCCUCAACAGGUCAGCAUGAUGCAACCACUCUUCAAAAAAAAAAAAUAUAUAUCCAACUAUUCACACUG